AUGUAUCGCGCGACGUCCAGGCUGCUGCAGUGUCGGAUCACCUUCUUCACCAGGAGUCCGUGCGGAUUAUGUGAUACAGCGAAAUCGGUGGUCCGGAACGUGAAGGCGAAGAGGAAUUUCAAGUACGACGAGAUCAACGUUAUGGAGCUGGGGCAGGAGAAGUGGAAGAAUGUGUAUGAGUUCGACACACCCGUGAUCCACGUCGAUAAAGCCGACUCUUCAGCAACGACGACUUCCGCCCUGAAGCUUAUGCAUCGAUUCAAGGAAGAAGACGUCAUGAGGCUCAUGGACGAAGCCGAACGGACAUAG
Molecule: messenger RNA, 309 nt
Organism: Trematosphaeria pertusa
Lineage: Eukaryota; Fungi; Ascomycota; Dothideomycetes; Pleosporales; Trematosphaeriaceae
Exons: 2
Coding region: 1-309 (102 amino acids)
Source: RefSeq, a predicted model, not a curated record